AUGCUCUUCUCCCGCUCUCCCUUUCGCCUCUGUAGAAUAUCCGCAGUCGGACAGACUCGUCAGCUACCCUUCUCUCGACCAAGAUUCCUAUCUGCUUCUGUCGCACGUUACGCUAUCGACAUGGAGACCGUGAAUACUUCCGAGCGCCUAGCGCGAUUGAGACAGUUGAUGCAGGAGCACAAAGUCGAUGUAUAUAUCGUCCCAUCGGAAGAUAGCCAUCAGUCUGAAUAUAUCGCACCAUGUGACGGCCGGCGAGAGUUCAUCUCUGGUUUCUCUGGCUCUGCGGGAACAGCCAUCGUCUCCAUGACGAAAGCUGCAUUGUCGACAGAUGGACGGUAUUUCAACCAGGCUUCGAAGCAGCUCGACAGCAAUUGGUUGCUGCUCAAGCGCGGAGUGGAGAAUGUUCCAACAUGGCAAGAAUGGACCACCGAACAAGCCGAGGGUGGUAAGGUUGUAGGUGUCGACCCAUCCUUGAUCACUGCACCGGGUGCACGGAGCCUUGCAGAGACUCUGAGGAAGAAUGGCUCGUCGCUUGUUGGCGUUCAGCAGAAUCUGGUCGACCUAGUCUGGGGCGAGGAUCGGCCAGCGCCUCCAAGGGAGAAAGUCCGGGUUCAUCCAGACAAGUUUGCCGGAAAGAGCUUCCAGGAGAAGAUCACUGAUCUGCGCAAAGAGUUGGAGAACAAAAAGACGGCUGGAUUUGUCAUUUCUAUGCUGGAUGAGAUCGCCUGGCUGUUCAAUUUAAGAGGAAGCGACAUCCCCUACAACCCGGUGUUCUUCGCAUACGCCAUCAUCACACCUACAACGGCAGAUCUCUACAUUGAUGAAGAGAAAUUGACCCCGGAGGUUACAAGCCACUUGGGUCAGGAUGUUGUCAUCAAGCCAUAUGACUCUAUCUUUGCCGAUGCCACAGCCCUCAGUGAAGCAAGAAAGCAAGACGCUGGGGAAGCCGCUGCAAAGUUUCUCCUCUCAAACAAAGCUUCAUGGGCCCUUAGCCUCAGUUUGGGAGGCGAGGAGCAUGUGGAAGAGACUCGCAGUCCCAUUGCUGAUGCUAAAGCCGUUAAGAAUGAAGCAGAGCUUGCUGGAAUGCGGGCGUGCCAUAUUCGAGAUGGUGCUGCGUUGAUUGAGUAUUUUGCUUGGCUUGAAAACGAACUGGUCAGCAAGAAGACUUCCCUUGACGAGGUUGACGCCGCGGACAAGCUAGAACAGAUCAGAUCGAAGCACGAUCUAUUUGCGGGCUUGUCCUUCGAUACGAUCUCCUCGACUGGACCCAAUGGUGCUGUUAUCCACUACAAGCCUGAGAAGGGCAGCUGCGCCAUCAUCGAUCCCGAGGCAAUCUAUCUCUGCGAUUCUGGUGCCCAGUAUCUGGAUGGAACUACCGAUGUUACUAGAACAUUUCACUUUGGGCAGCCAACCGAACUUGAGAAGAAGGCCUUUACGUUGGUCCUCAAGGGAAUGAUCGCCAUUGAUUCUGCUGUCUUCCCGAAGGGUACCAGCGGCUUCGCGCUUGAUGUCCUUGCAAGACAAUUUUUGUGGAAGGAGGGACUUGAUUACCUCCAUGGCACUGGCCAUGGCAUCGGCUCCUACCUGAAUGUACACGAAGGUCCUAUUGGCAUCGGCACGCGCGUACAGUAUACCGAGGUUCCGAUCGCCCCUGGAAAUGUUAUCUCUGACGAACCCGGAUUCUACGAAGACGGCAAGUUUGGCAUUCGAAUCGAAAUAUGCCUCGCAGAUGUUAUUAUGGCGCGGGAAGUGCAAACGACGCAUAAGUUCGGCGACAAGCCAUGGUUGGGCUUCGAACAUGUCACCAUGGCCCCCAUUGGUCGUAACUUGAUUGAGCCUUCUCUUCUCAGCGAGUCUGAGUUAAAAUGGGUGAACGAUUAUCAUGCAGAGAUCUGGGAGAAGACUCAUCAUUUCUUUGAGAAUGAUGAAUUCACUAGAAGCUGGCUCCAACGUGAGACCCAGCCCAUCUCCAAGUAA
Molecule: messenger RNA, 1977 nt
Organism: Aspergillus clavatus NRRL 1
Lineage: Eukaryota; Fungi; Ascomycota; Eurotiomycetes; Eurotiales; Aspergillaceae
Gene: ampp
Product: aminopeptidase P
Exons: 10
Coding region: 1-1977 (658 amino acids)
Molecular function (GO): metalloaminopeptidase activity
Source: RefSeq, a predicted model, not a curated record